AUGGCCGUUAAAGACCUGAAGGUUUGUGACGACGAAGAGUGCUCGAAAGGAUCCCACGAAACAUGCCCGUUGAAAUCUGAAAACGUUUGCGAAAUAAAAAAGCUUACAUUCAAACAACGAUUGAAAUUAAUAAAAGAUAACACAACCGUGGAGCCUAUAAUGGCUUGUUACGUGAUGCCCAGUGUUCUGGCCUCACUGGCGGUCCAGAAUCUGAGCUUAGACAAGGCUUGUAGAGUAAACCUUAAUUACUCAGACGAGGUCUGCUCGGCUUUAACAUUACGACAAACGGAAAACUACACGGAGGCGGAAGAAAACGUACAAAGACUGAUAGCUAGUGUCCAAGUUUGGAAAAACGUUGUGCAAACGGCUAUACCAGUAUGUGUGAUAUUAUUCGUCGGGGCAUGGAGCGACAAGACUGGUAAAAGAAAAGCGUGCAUUUUGCUGCCGAUAGUUGGUGAAUUUUUAUCUUGUUUGGGUUUCAUCGUAAACACAUAUUUCUUUUAUGAAUUACCUGUUGAAGUGACGGCGUUUACUGAAUCUAUUUUCCCGGCGAUCACUGGGGGAUGGUUCACGAAUUUCAUUGGUGCCUUUAGCUAUGUAGGUGAUAUAACUACAGUGGAGAACCGAACUUACAGAGUCGGUUUGGUCAACAUGUUUAUGUCUCUUGGUUAUCCGAUCGGCAGUGCUUUAAGUGGGAUUCUAUUGAAUUUGAUUGGCUACUACGGCGUUUUUACGUUGUCAGUAAUGCUUUACUUGUUCAGUCUGGUCUAUGGCUACUACUAUUUGGAAGAACCGAAUAAAGUUGUCGAAGAGAAAGAGAGCAAAAAGUCUGGUUGCGGAAGUUUCUUAAGAGAAUUCUUUGACGUCCGGCUAGUUUUGGAGACUUUUAAGGUGGCAUUUAAGAAGGGGCCAGGAAAUCGACGAUUGCGUGUGGCUUUACUGCUAAUAGUGGUCUGUGUCGUAUUUGGACCAAUGCAUGGUGAGUUCACCGUGAUGUAUCUGUUCGCGAGAUAUAGAUUCAAUUGGAAUGAAAUUCAAUUCAGUUUUUGGUCUACAUACGCUAUGCUAACUAAUUUAAUAGGUACACUGUUCUCGAUGAGUCUCUUUAGCAAUUACCUGAAAGUAGAUGACACAAUACUAGGAAUAAUAUCCAUUAUCAGCAAAAUCAUGGGAGCUUUCGUAUACGCUUUCGCCAGGAACAACUUGGAGAUAUAUAUCGCUCCGUUGAUGGAAAUUUUAAAUGGAACAUCAUUCAUAGCGAUGCGAUCGAUCGCAACGAAACUGGUGAGCGGGGAGGAAUUUGGCAAGGUGAAUUCUCUGUUCGGUCUGGCGGAGGCGAUGAUGCCGCUGGUGUACGGACCUCUCUACUCCCGCGUCUACAUGGCGACGCUCAACGUGCUGCCAGGUGCUGUCUUCCUGCUCGGAGCCAGUUUGACUUUACCUGCUAUUUUCAUAUUUGGGUGGUUGUAUUUUGAACAUAAAAAAGACGCAAAGAGGAAAGUAAACACAACAUGUGAUUUGGAAAAAUAA
Molecule: messenger RNA, 1530 nt
Organism: Bombyx mandarina (wild silkworm)
Lineage: Eukaryota; Metazoa; Arthropoda; Insecta; Lepidoptera; Bombycidae
Product: putative peptidoglycan muropeptide transporter SLC46
Biological process (GO): transmembrane transport
Cellular component (GO): membrane
Molecular function (GO): transmembrane transporter activity
Source: RefSeq, a predicted model, not a curated record